Theileria orientalis strain Shintoku is the source of this 5823-nucleotide messenger RNA. RefSeq names its product 4-methyl-5(b-hydroxyethyl)-thiazol monophosphate biosynthesis enzyme. Bases 1 to 5823 code for a protein of 1940 amino acids. The record is from RefSeq and is a predicted model, not a curated record. Lineage: Eukaryota; Apicomplexa; Aconoidasida; Piroplasmida; Theileriidae. The transcript is spliced from 3 exons.
AUGCCGUUCGUUGUCCUUAAAGCAACGGAUACCUCAAACACUUAUGGACGAAGUAAAGCAAGAAUCAAUAAGCAACUGUAUAUUAAUUGUUACAUUUUUAGAAGGUACCAACACACACCUAUGGAACGCUUAUAUCCCGAGGAUAUAACAAUAUAUAAGGAGUAUAAAGCCGGAAUAGGUAAUGCUGUUGUUCUAAAGACAAUUAUCAGUAAUCGUCCUUAUAGAAUAGCACACCUCGUUAAAGCCCAUGUGUAUUAUAACAGAUAUGAGAAUAAAACACCUUUAUUACUGGUUCUGUUCUUUGAUGGCCAUCAAAACGCCAUUAAUAGGUACUAUGUCCGUUCAGAUUUUGAUGAAGAUAUAAGAAGAUGGAUUAAAAAAGGGAUAGACACUCUGAGACCAUUGGAAAGCGAUGAUAUUGAAAAUGAAAUAUUGCAACCGCUUCUUAAGGAGAAUGACAGAAUUUCUGACCUGUUGACAUACCAAGUAGACAAAACUACGAGUAAAGAUAGUGAAACGUAUAAUGGUAAUAAGAUUCAAAUUAUUAAACGCGAAAAUGACCCUAGUCCUGGAUUUAAGAAAUACACACACAUUCCAGUAGGUAAGUACGCUAAACAUAAAGCUUGUGUGCUUUGCAACAGUCAAGUUUUAUUUUACUGGAAUACGAGUGACCGCCGUGGAUAUUCAGCUCAAAUCAGAGAGAUACAGAACAUUAAGAUCUGUAGUAUUAGUGUCUAUUAUAGCCCAAAGAUCAAAGAACCCUUGAUCAUCGAUAUUCUAAUGAGCGAUAAAGAUGGUGACAAGCACCUGUAUUAUUUCCGUAAAAUAUCUAAUAAUACUUUAUACUGGCAAUCAUUGGAUUCAAAAACCUUUAAUAAUUUUGUAAACCAAAGAGUUAAAACUGAGGACGUACACACAAGACUUACUGAAACUGGAAACAAAUUAUUAAAAAGUUGCUUGGAGAAAAUCGAGAGUAAUCUAACUAAAAUUUUAAUAAUUAUGGUCGACAGGACAAGUGAAUACUCAAAAAAUCAAGUUGGUACUCUCAAAGGUCAAGUUGGUAACAACCUGGAUUAUGUGCUCGCAAACGCUCACGGCACUGUGGCGGUGAAGGAAGUUUCUACUGAGUUCAACGCCUUGAGUUCAAAAGGUUAUGCCGUGUAUGAACACGAUUUUACCAGUGUUUCAAAGUCUUUACAACCUAAUGAAGCAUUAAAAAUUAAAUUUAUUGGAUCUAAAACAGAGAUGGUAACCCAGCAUAGUACCAUGGUAACCCUAAACCUCGAAUAUCAACUUAAAGGUGGAGGAUAUCGUUCUCAGUCGUUGUACAUCUCAGUUAUAACUAACACUGAUCGAAAAAACAAGUUUAAAUGGUAUAAACAUAACUGUGAUAAGAAUAUAACGGACAAGGCUUUCAGAUUGGGGUAUAAUGGGCAAUAUGCGACAGUUGAACCAGAUUCAUCCGAUUACCAAUUAAAUUACAGAGUUGUUUUAGUAUAUUUUGCUUAUGACUACCUUGAUGCGUUUAUUUUUGUGGCUUUUCCUAGUGAAAAAUCAAAUAAAAUAAGGAUCUUGAGUUAUUCGAAGUUUAAAUCAAAUGCUCUUACUGGAACUAUAAUAAAAAUGUCUGAACUGGAUCAAACGGAAUCAAAUACAAUGGCAUCCCUACCUAAGGGGUCAGUGCAUCAUAUUGAUUCUUCUCUAUUAAAGAAAUUACAAGAUGAGCAUGAAAAACUUAAAUCUGAAAUCUCCGGUUCAAUAGAACAAUUAUCCUAUGAAAUUAAUCAAAAUAAGUUUUACGUCUACUUAUACGGUCCUUAUUUGCAGCCACUGAUGAUCUGUUAUAACGAUAAAGCCUACACGAGAUUUUAUUUAAGUCAAAAUAGAAGUUCCUGGAACCUAGUCACCGGGAUAAGUAGUUGUAUGUGUAAGAAUGUGGAUUCGCAAGACACCUCUGAAACGAUUUUUGUUAAAUCUCUUAACGAAGUUGCAACUUCACUAAGUUUAAUACAUCCUAAGAAACCAGAUAAAGGUAAGGAGGUAGAAGAAGAGGAGGACGAUGAGGAAGAUCCAUCUAAGAGGCCACUCGUGAUGGAUAUUUCAAAAAUAAAAUCAGCAGAUUAUGAUUUUGACAGGAUUACAGUGACUGAAAACCAAACUUACUCCAAGUCUAACCUAUUUGUCUAUUGCACUCACACUCCAAAAGGUGAGGAUCCACUAACCAUUGACUCUUUAAUCACUAGUUCUCCAGUUAAUAAAACUAUAAAAUUGGAAGCUUCAACCAAGGCCAAAUAUGUGACCGUUUAUUUUAAUAGAUUUAUUCUGACUAAACCUCUCGUUUUAUGUAUUGGAACCGAUGAUGGAAAGGAGAAAUACUAUAAAGAUGUGAUAAAGCCUGGUGACUCCUAUUCCAUAUCACAAGACGCCAGUAUAUCAUCAGAUAAUUUGUUAGAUAAGUUAAUUGAUGAGAAUGAUAAACGUAACAGCACAUUUACCUAUCAAAUAGAUAAAACCAUAUUCACUGAUGGUAAAACUAGUAAAUAUGGCAAUGAAGAAAGUAUUACAGUUACCAAGGAAGAAAAGAGUUUAGGGUUCACAAUAUAUACUCAUAAACCAAAUAAAGCCCAGACAAAGUCAUCAUACAUUCUCCAGAAUAAAAAUUUAUUAGUUGGUAGGCUUAAGACACAAAUUGGCGAUGCAGAGGAUAGCCAUGGAAAAAGCUACAGCAGUGUUAAAGUGUAUUCUCUCACUAAGGAACCUGAUUUCCUGUUGCUUAUUGAAUUUAAUGGGUUAUUUACAUUUUAUUAUUCCUACAAAAGAGAUGAAAAGGGCCUAUAUUGGGGAAAGGAGGGAUUUAAUUACAAAAGUGAUUUAUCAAUAAAGGAAAAAUUGGAUGAAUUAAAUUACCCAUUGAAAAGUUCAGUAAUAAUAGAGAUAGAUGAGGGUUCUAGGCCUGAAGAGAAUGAGGAUACUGAAUAUGAAAUGAGACUUAUAGAAAAUAAACUUAAUCCAGAUGGAACUUAUGAAAAAAGUAUGUACAUCGAAGGAAAGCCCGUUGAAGGAGCAAAGAAAAUUAAAGCAACACAUCCUUCUAAAAUGUAUGAACCCAACCAAUGGCGUGAGUCUGGUUAUAAAUAUGUAAGCCAUGAGUUGCCUGAUUCCGGGUCGCUAUCUUCAUUGGGUAAAACUAAAGCAAACGUUGCCGGAGUAAGGCUGUUUAUAACUAAGACCGCUGUUAACAAACCAGAAGAGAUAUAUCUCUAUCAAAGUAACGAUGAUGUUAGGCUACCAAGGAAAAGACUCCGCCUAUACUAUCCUCCAACGACAACUUCAUCUUCGUCAUCGUUGAACAAGGUAUUUGUUUAUUUUUAUAAAGAAGAUACUAGACCUUUGUCAAUAUGUUACAACGGUAAACUGUAUAAAAGUAGAGACAAUAAAUUUACUGAAUGGAUUUAUGAUAAAACGGCUAAAUGUUAUCAGGCAUCCGAAGUGCUGAAUACAUUAAAGAUCGUUUACCAAAAAAUGAAAAGGAAAAUUACUUUCUCAAGUAGUGGGAAAGAUAAACACAUUGAUACAUACCUGAACAAAAGGUAUCAAAAUUAUAUGAGAGAUUCAUAUUCAGCUGAUUAUAGAAAGAGCUCAGAUGGACCAUAUGUAUUAUCUAAGGCUACUGUAACAAAAGGGUUAAGCAAUGUUACCAUUCUUGAUAAAUUGUUGGAUACAUUGGACGGGCACACAUUUGACAUGAUGUAUAAAUAUUACAAAAACAGUAGUACCAACCCUUUGGUGUUUGAAUUUGCUGAUGGGUCUGCGAAGACAUAUAUCGUAAGAAAAGAUCGUUUUAAAUACUGGUCAAUGGAAAAAAUUGGAAAUUUAGCAGCUGAAUUGUCAAAGAUAGAAAAGAGCAUCAACGAAACCACAGUAUAUGAAAUUGACAAAACAAGCUCUACGUACAACACCAAUAUCACAGUGAAGAAACACGAUAAUCAGCCAACAAAUGGGUUUAACAAAUACACCCAUUCACCCAAUCCAGGUCACACUUCAGGAAAAGUAGUAGUAUUAUACAACCUUGCCAAAUUAACAAAAAUCGACAGGGGAACCCCUAAGACUCUAACAGAAAUAGAAAGUAAACCAUAUCAAAGUGUUACUGUCUAUUUUGGAGAUAAAGCGAAAAAUGAAAGUAAACCUGCUCCCCUUGUUCUUGAAUUAACUACAUCUGGCACCGAUAAGAAACAUUAUAAGCACAAGUUGGAUAAGUCUGUGUAUAACUGGGAACCUCUGACAAUUCCUUCUCCCGAUGACAAUAAUAAACAAUUGAUAGAGGAAUUGAAGAAAACUGAAUUUGAGCUUGUUGAAUCAGUAGUGGUAUUAUUGGAAAAAACUGAUAAUGAAGUAUAUGGCGAUGAUGAAAUACAAAGUGCAAUGAGACAGCACGAUCCUCCCAAACAAUUUAAUUUGGCCGGCAUAGAUCGUAGAAGCAUAAGAGUUAGUGAUAAAACAGGCAGUGAGGCUAAAUGUAUAAGUGAUUUUGGAUAUAAGGCCUGUGAGCACGAUUUGAGUACAUGUUUUAAAGGCUCCAAAAACUAUGGCCUCAGGUUUUUUAUUUUGGCGAAUGAUUCUACAUAUAAAUAUAAGGAAAUAAAGUUAUCCAAUUCCGACGAGUCCCUAGAUACUCUGUACUAUGUUAAUGGUGCUUCAACUGGAAAAGAUAAAGUUUACGUAUAUUUUUAUUCCAAGGACCCUAGACCACUUUUAGCAUGUUACAAUGGUAUAGCUUAUAGACCAAAAAGUUCUAAAGAUUAUGAUAAAGAAUGGGUUAGAGUAAAUAAGAUUACUAAAUGCCCAAGUGACGAAGUUUCCCAUAGUUCAGAACUAUUGAAAACGCUUUCCGAUAUAGCCAAAACAUUAAAUGUAGUAUUAUUAGAUAAAAGACCCAGCGUCCUCAAACCAGAAAAUGAAAAACCUGAUUCUCCAGGAAUCGACAAUACUAAAUAUUCUGUUCAGAAAUUUAAAAAUAAAGAUAUUGAUGUAAAAGUUACGUACAGAAAUAAAAAGUGCUACAGGGUGUACAACCAUGAACCUAAUGGUUCAGAUGGUCGAGGUGAUGGUUACAGAUUAGGAGAAAUAAAAUACGGGUCAGACACUGGAGAGGCAAAAUUAUUGAAUUACACAACCCACAAACCGUUAUCAAUGGUAUCUACCUAUUAUAGCUUAUACGAUAAGGACCAUAAACAUCCAUUUUUAGUAGUACUCAAGUUUAAAAACGGUAAAAACACGGAAGAGUAUUACAAACUCAAGGGGAAAGAUGUUAAAGAGUGGGUUAAAAUGGAUGAAGGUGGUUCUGACAAAGAUAUAAUUAAUCAAUUAAAAAAAGAAGAUACUUUUGAGGAUGGUUUAUAUAGUUUAAGAACUCGGAUUGGAAUUGAUUUUGAAAAUACAGAAAAUAUCACACCAUUAUUUAAGGCAGACAAAUGUGAAGAGGGGAGCAUUGAUUGGGUGGCCAUUGGAGCAGGUAGCGGAGGAGGGAUAGUUGGAGUUGGAACAAUUGUCACUAUUGGUGUUGUAGUAGUCAAAAAGUUGGCAGCUGCUGCCGGGCCAGGAUCAGCAUUGGAAUUUGCCUUGAAGCUCGUAGAGUUACUUUGCGGAACGGAGAUCAAGGACAGCCUGGGCAAAGCAAUGCUUCUACACCCAUCGAUUGAAUCUACAGCAGUAAUGAUGGAAUCAUCAGGUAUAUUAACAACAGAAUUUAGGCGGACUAGAAGACUGAGUAGUCUACUGAAAAUUGAGAUUAACACGGAAGAAAAGGGCACAAAGUAUUUGUGA